Acytostelium subglobosum LB1 is the source of this 735-nucleotide messenger RNA. RefSeq lists its product as hypothetical. The record is from RefSeq and is a predicted model, not a curated record. Gene Ontology annotation, biological process: superoxide metabolic process. Gene Ontology annotation, molecular function: metal ion binding; superoxide dismutase activity. The transcript is spliced from 4 exons. NCBI's taxonomy places the organism in Eukaryota, Evosea, Eumycetozoa, Acytosteliales, Acytosteliaceae. Bases 1 to 735 code for a protein of 244 amino acids.
AUGUUGGGCAGAUUCAGCGCAAACUCGAUGAAGGGUGUCACACAGCUGUUGACAAAGAGUGGAGUCAAUUCACAACUGUUGCAGCGAUCAUACUACAGAAUGCCAGAGGUGCCCUAUCAGACCAAGGGUCUGUCGCCCUUCCUCUCCGAUAAGGCCAUCGCUGCCCAUCUCGAGUUGCAUCGUGCUGACAUUGACAAGGCUAACAACCUCAUCGAUAACACUCCAUACAAGGACCAACAGAUCAUGCAUACUCUGAAAGCAUCAUGCACUGAUAAGGAGGAUGCAACAUUCUUCCGUCUGGCUUCAUCCCAUUUCAACCAUUCAUUCUUUUGGCGCAGCAUCACCGAUCGUGUCACCACACCAUCGACCUUCAUGCUCAAGGCAUUCCGCAUGGACUUUGGUUCCUUCAAGGACUUCCAGAUCAAAUUCUCGCAGAAUGCAUCAGCAAUGGCAGCACCAGGAUACACUUGGUUGGUGUUCCGUGGUAAAUCACUAGAGAUCCUGAACACCUAUGAUUACGGUUCACCAUACGAGAUGGAGAACACCUAUCCACUGCUCUGUCUCGAUCUCCACGAACACUCCUACUAUCUCGACUAUCAGAACAACAAAUAUAGAUAUAUCGCCAACUAUUGGAACUUUAUCGAUUGGGACUUUGUGGAGGAGAAGUUUAUGAAUGCUUUGCUUUUCGAUAAGGAGACAAAGACUAGAGUGGAGGGUCAGACAUUGGACGAGUAA